AGAAGAAAGAAAAAAAAUAAAGUUACCAAAAAAGGGUGGUACACGUCAUACUGCCUUACAUAUAAUUUCCUUUUUUUUUUUCUGCUUGUUUCUUUCAUUUUGUAAUCAUGUCUUCUACUAUCAACGUCAACGUCAAAGCUUCAGGCGAUAAAAAGUUUGUUAUUACCAUUGAUCCAAGCAAGAGUGUGCUUGAGUUCAAAGAGAUGAUUGCUGAAAAGACAGAUGUACCUGCCGAAAGACAAAGACUCAUCUAUUCUGGUCGUGUAUUGAAAGACAAUGAUACUUUGUCCGAUUGCAAAAUUGGAGACGGCAAUACCGUCCACAUGGUAAAGGGAUCGCAACCAGGUGCACCUAAAGCAAGCAGUACACCUGCUGCUGCUGCUCCAACAACAACAACAACCACAACAGCCAGUGCACCACAAACAAAUGACAACAAUACCAACACACAAUCUAUUCCAAACAAUCCGUUUGCAGGAUUAGCAGGCAUGCCUGCCGAUUCUCAAAGCAAUCCUUUUAAUCUAUUCGGUUCUGGCUUCGGAGCAGGUGCGAUGGGCAACAGCUUUGGAAGUCUACUUGAUCCCAACAUGGCCAACCAGAUGCUUCAGAACCCCAUGUUUGCACAAUACAUGUCAAGUGUACUUCAAAAUCCUGCUGUUUUAGAUUCUAUCAUUCAAACUAAUCCUCAAUUAUCAAAUAUGGGACCAGAGAUCAGACAGAUGUUGCAAUCACCUGAAUUCAGACAAAUGUUAUCCAAUCCAGACAUGAUUCGUCAAAUGGCUACCAUGGCUUCCAUGUUUGGAGGAGCUAAUCCUGCUAGUCAGCAACCUGCGGCAGAAAAUCCAUUUGCUGGUCUUGGCAGUGGUGUACCUCCUGUGGAUCCUCAGUUACAACAACGUAUGGCAGCCUUAUUUGGAGGUAAUAAUAAUACCAAUACUCAAGUGGAUACACGUCCACCUGAGGAGCGCUUCCAGGUUCAGUUGCAACAAUUGAACGAAAUGGGAUUUUGGGAUGCAGCAAAGAAUAUUCGAGCCUUGAUAGCAACAGGAGGCAAUGUGAAUGCUGCUAUUGAGUUACUGUUUAGUGGCAACAUUUAGAUUAAUUGUGUUUUUUUUAUAAAUAAACUAUAAAAGGAGAGAAAGUCAUCUGCCUUCUUAUCCACACGAGUUUUAGCCCUCCCUUUAUUUUUCUGUAAAUAUCCUUUUUAUUAUUAACUCGUACGAAAUAGAUUGACGAGUAAAUUUCUGAAUUGUUGAAAAAGAACAUCCUGUUGACUUACAUCAUCCAUGUGAUUUGAAAUGGGAGGCAGGAUAAAUUCG
Rhizopus microsporus ATCC 52813 is the source of this 1316-nucleotide messenger RNA. RefSeq names its product ubiquitin-domain-containing protein. The record is from RefSeq and is a predicted model, not a curated record. Gene Ontology annotation, cellular component: cytosol. The transcript has 2 exons. NCBI's taxonomy places the organism in Eukaryota, Fungi, Mucoromycota, Mucoromycetes, Mucorales, Rhizopodaceae. Gene Ontology annotation, biological process: ubiquitin-dependent protein catabolic process. Bases 108 to 1094 code for a protein of 328 amino acids. Gene Ontology annotation, molecular function: polyubiquitin modification-dependent protein binding.